This is a messenger RNA of Aspergillus nidulans FGSC A4, 2272 nucleotides long. RefSeq lists its product as uncharacterized. The transcript is spliced from 2 exons. The record is from RefSeq and is a predicted model, not a curated record. NCBI's taxonomy places the organism in Eukaryota, Fungi, Ascomycota, Eurotiomycetes, Eurotiales, Aspergillaceae. Bases 68 to 2272 code for a protein of 734 amino acids.
UACUCCGCCCUGGAAGCCCGCGAGAACGUCCGCUCCCUGUGCGAGUCGAAGGUGACCCAGUACCACAAUGGCCUACCGGCCGCAGUUCGGAAACCGUUCGCCUUCUAAUGAAAAGUUCCGGAGCGGCGCCGCUUCGCCGCGCGUCGAACAUUUCGAUGGAGAAAUCCCUCCGGCGCUAUCCCCGCUAGAUGCGUUCGCAUUUCAGGGUCGGCUUCUGGCCCGCCAGCUGGAAGACUCGGCGCGAAGGGAUCGACGCAUGAGUCGCCUGCCCCCUUCCAGCGUUGCACGAUCAUUGUCCCGGCCUCGACCUGGCUAUUUUCGAUCCCAGUCGUCUAACGAUGCCCAGAGACCUGAAGGAGGGCUCGCGAGACAACCAACCCAGAGAGCUCGUCCCGAACCAGAAGAACCUCGAUUCCGUCCUCAAUCAGAACACCCUCGGCUAAGCGCUGUAUCCCAUCUCGCAAGUGAGAAAAACUAUUCAGGUGACGAGGAUGAGACACCGAAGAACGAAUCCCAUUCCCCAGCGGUUGAUAACGAAUGUUUCAAAUUCGAUGCGGUGCGAGCUGAAUCACCAGAAGAGGACGUUCAGAUUCAAGCUUCUACGGAAGCGCCACGCCGAUUCUAUGCUGCGUCUCCUACGGGUGUUGCACCCCCUGGCCUGAGCAAGGCUUCUUCAACCGACUCUGUUUCUUCCCGGUUAAAUAUCAAUCGCGGCCUAGCCCCCCCGGCUUCGCCUAUGCUUCGGCCGUCGAGCAGUCCUCGCCUCCAACCAGAAAGCUCGGACGAUGACUACAGCUCCAACGCUGGCUCAACUUUUUCGACUUCGCGCAAACUGUCUUCCGCCAGCGCGAUGUCCAUGCCGCAUUCUCCUAUGCCUUCAACGGCCCGUUCACAUCCUCGAUCACCAUCCAUAAGCUCCGACGCCUCGAAUUCCAGCCAUCUUCCUCGACCAUCCUUCAAUUUCUCACGACCUAUGAGCAGAUCCAGCACGAGUCUUUCUGCACCUAUUGGACUUGGGAUGUCAGAACAAUCGUCUGCCGACACCCAGGGCGUGAUGAACCGCAGUAAUAAGCCUGGCCCCAUUGUUGUGCCAGGGCCUUCGGACAUGCCCACUACGCCCAGUGAUGAGCCUUCAUCAGCAGUCUCGUCGUACAUAUAUACUAAGUACACCCUUCCGCGCGGACGCGGAGUGCCGAGGGAUUCAGUCGUUUUCUCUGGCCUGCAGACGCCCCAUUUUGAAUGGCAGGAACCUCUGUUUGAGAGUCCUGAGCAGCGACCGAAGACUGCUGAGCCGCGGGAAUCUGCCAGAACACCUUCCCCCUCAUCAACUCGUCAAGAAUCGCCAGCUCCGCAAAAAGCAAGAUCGGUAUAUGAGGCUCCGGCGUCGGAUGAUAAACUCCUGACGCCGGUGGUUUCCAGAUCAUCAGCUAAUACUACACCAUUACCUGAUAAGUCUGAACCUGAGAAUGUCUCCCCUCGAGCACGGAGUUCCGAAGUGCCUAGAAAUGAUGAUGUCUCGGAAACGACGUCUUCUGCAGACUCUGCAUCUACACUACGUCCGCAGACCGCAAAGACGGCUGUUCCUUCUGCUGCGAUAACGGCGGAGGAGCACGUUGCAAAAGGCAUUCAGCUCCACGAAAAGGGCUCAUUAAACGAGUCCACUUAUCAUCUACGAGUUGCGGCAAAGCAAGACCACCCUGUUGCAAUGCUGCUCUAUGCCCUAGCCUGUCGACAUGGCUGGGGCAUGCGGCCGAAUCAGCAGGAGGGUGUGCGUUGGUUGCGCAAGGCCAUGGACUCUGUCGGCCUAGAACUAUCUGCCGAAUCCGACCCGAACGUGUCAGCCAAAUCGAAGGAACUGCAGAAGCAAUACCGCGCCCAAUUCGCUUUGAGCGUUUACGAGCUCGGUGUAAGCCAUCUGAAUGGUUGGGGAGUCGAACAAGACAAAGCCCUCGCCUUGCGUUGUUUUGAAACCGCCGGCCGAUGGGGAGACGUUGAUGCACUCGCCGAAGCAGGUUACUGUUAUGCUGAAGGAAUUGGCUGCAAAAAGGACAUGAAGAAGGCGGCCAAGUUCUACCGCGAGGCCGAAGCUAAGGGAAUGAGCAUGGUUGGCAACAGCUGGAUCUAUAAAGAAAAGUACAUGUCAGAUGAUGGGUCAGAUACGCGGUCCCGAGGCCGGGGCCGCCAUGCACACACUCCCGACAAAAAGGGACGCAGCAAAUCACGAACGCGCAGUCUUUUCCACCGCAAAAAGUCCAACACCACUGAAGCAUAG